GACGAGUAGCGGAAACAAACCAGUUAGACUCCGUCAUCACUAGGAAAACACGGCGUGAAUAGCAGUUAGGGUUCAUGUCACUCACUGUAAGCUAUUCAAAAAGAGGGCGAAAGGUGCGACAUCAGGAUCUUGUGGUUCUCUUGAUAAUAAAGGUUCUCUCUCUCUCUCUUUCUCUCUCGGCUGUUGCGCUCUUUCCCUCUCUCUGUAAAUGCUAUCGUCUGUUCAAAUUCCAUAGUCGCCCAGCCGGCUGCACUUACUUUCAUACGCUAUAAACGUUGGCUGGGUCUGAAAAUGAAAUUUUGAUGGGAAGAACGUUCUAAUGUCCUUCUGGGGAAUACAAGGGCGACACGACACUGUUUCAAGAUAGACAGAGGUGUCCUCACACGCGUAUUACAAUGGAUCUCUCAUUUAUGGCUGCGCAGUCGGUCAUGGCGGGGGCCUUCAUGGACUCACCCAAUGAUGACGACAGCACGGACCACUCACUUUUCAACUCCUCGGCCAGCGUCCACGCCGCCUCUAUGGCGGCCCAUGACCAGCCGGAGCGGGAGCCCAUGUCCCGCGACGCCAUCUGGCUUUGGAUUGCAAUCACCGCCACCAUAGGGAACAUUGUGGUCGUGGGAGUGGUGUACGCUUUCACUUUCUGAGUGGUGGAAGCCAUGAUGGAGACAUGCCAGCAGGAGGAAGCUUCUGGACAAGACAUUUGGACAUGAGAUAGGAACACCACAGCAGCCAACGGCCACUCUCAAGGCUACACUGUUACAGAACAGUGAAUGAUUCUUGCAUUGGCAUCUUGUCCAAGCAUUUGAAAGACAAGGCAUUGUUCACAAUUACAGAAAUUAAUAUGUGUAAUAAGUUGGUCAUGUUACUGCAGCCAAAGGUCAACAUAUGGAAUAUUGUAUACAUUAGUGCUGUUAUAGUGAACAGUGAUGUACUCUGAAUACCCUCAGAUGUCAUUGGUCAAUUCUGAAAUCAUUGGACGUAAAAUAUUCAGAUAAUAAAACCUUAGUAAUGUGCUGUUUGGAGCGUUUAGAGAUCAUUGUAUGGAAAGUAACACUGGUAAGUUUCAGCAUGUCUUUAACAUCACAGUCGUUACUGUAUUCUACAUCUAUCUGCCCGAAAUAUGAAGUUUAUGACAAACAUACUAGACACAGAAUGUCUAAGGAUCUUUACUGUCUGCAUGACAAUAUAGUUCACCUGACAGUAUCAGUUUUGGAUUAAGUUAAUCUAGUUCUCCGCUUUUCUCUUAUUUUUUGCCUCAGUGAGCCUUGAGUGCUGAAUAGACAAUCUUUUCCCAGCAUAUUUAUAUCUAAGAUGGUAUGGGUAACCUAAAUCUAUUUCUCUUAAACACCCCUAUCAGACCUCAAACCCAUAUGAGCGGGAACUACAAUUUAUAGGAAUGGAUGUUCACCUUGAACACUUUUCACAGAUGUUUACUUGUGGAAACAACAUUUCUCACACUUAGAAGUCACUUGGAUUCAAGUCUAGUGUACAUACAUCUUGAUGUGACUGCUGUAACCAUUUCAAUGUCGGUCUUGAUGUAUAUUUUGAUCGAGUAUUAUCUUUCUUCCUCUUUAUAGUCUCAAAACACAUUGUAACCAAAACUGCCUUCCAAGCCAAAUAGUUUUAAUGAGCCCUGGAUGUGACAAUAGCCAGUUGCCAUAGCGAUGCAUCUCUGUCGCUAUGUGCCUCAAGGAUACCAUGUCUCUCGAUCCCAGUGCAGCACACCUGUUUAUCUCUCUCUAAACUCCCUAGCACAUCUACCCAACAGACUCUCUCACACACACACACACACACACACACACACACACACACACAGGCUCUUUACAUGUGGACAUCGAUCACAUCAUACAUUAGCUGAUAAUGUUAUAGACUAAGAGUCAACUUAGAUAACAUAGGUUGAAUGAUACUCAACUAUUUGAGCUCUAAAGCUCAUAUAUGUAUUCUACUGCUGGUUGCCCUUAGAUACCAUAAGCAUUUCAUAUUGUCUCCAACCCUGUUCCAGGAGAGCUACCCUCCUGUAGGUGUUCUCUCCAAUCCUGUUCCUGGAGAGCUACCCUCCUUUAGGUGUUCUCUCCAACCCUGUUACUGGAGAGCUACCCUCCUGUAGGUGUUCUCUCCAACCCUGCUCCGUGAGAGCUACCCUUCUGUAGGUGUUCUCUCCAACCCUGUUCCUGGAGAGCUACCCUUCUGUAGGUGUUCUCUCCAACCCUGUUCCUGGAGAGCUACCCUCCUCUAGGUGUUCUCUCCAACCCUGUUCCUGG
Oncorhynchus mykiss (rainbow trout) is the source of this 2261-nucleotide messenger RNA. RefSeq lists its product as uncharacterized. The record is from RefSeq and is a predicted model, not a curated record. NCBI's taxonomy places the organism in Eukaryota, Metazoa, Chordata, Actinopteri, Salmoniformes, Salmonidae.